Anolis carolinensis (green anole) is the source of this 12580-nucleotide messenger RNA. RefSeq names its product synaptosome associated protein 47 (gene snap47). Gene Ontology annotation, molecular function: SNAP receptor activity; syntaxin binding. Bases 223 to 1491 code for a protein of 422 amino acids. Gene Ontology annotation, biological process: synaptic vesicle fusion to presynaptic active zone membrane; synaptic vesicle priming; exocytosis. NCBI's taxonomy places the organism in Eukaryota, Metazoa, Chordata, Lepidosauria, Squamata, Anolidae. The transcript is spliced from 5 exons. The record is from RefSeq and is a predicted model, not a curated record. Gene Ontology annotation, cellular component: plasma membrane; SNARE complex.
GAUAAAGGAAGACGGCAGCCAAUGAGGGCGAAGAGAGCACAAACGGCUCUAUCUGCGCAGGCGCGUUUGGAAAGCCGGGGCGAGCGAGGAAGGAAGCGAGCAAGGGAAAGAACGGAAGCCUGAGAGGAAAUGUUUUGACUGUAGACCCCAUUGCCUUCGCAGCCAGCAGCCGCCUGUGACUGUUCGGUUGACCUUGCGGAAGAGGGAGCCCGAAGGGAGGGGAUGAAUGAGGACAUACGGAUCCACACGUGGCCCUGUUCAUAUUACAUCAACUCCGAGAAGCGAUGGGUGCCUGGCAAGCUCUCUCUGACGCCCAUUUCGGUGAGAUUUACAGCCGACAAGUCGGGAGAGCUCCUGGCAAGCUUCCAUCUCUCCGGCAUCAGCGAGAUCAAAAAGGAGUCUUCACACUUCAUCUUCAGUUCCCUCACUGUUUUGGAGCAUGGCACCAAGCACUGGUUCAGUUCUCUUCAACCCAACCGAAAUGUGGUCUUCAACGUCCUCGAACACUUCUGGAGGGAGCAGCUGCUCUGUACGGCCGGGGCUGGAGCUCAGGCCUCGGGCCUUCCGACCUCAAAGGGGAAGGAGAUGACCGGCUUGUUGAGGGGUUCUGAGAAACGCCUGGAAGACACCGCGAAGGUGCUUGAGCACCAGGGAGAACAGUUUGACAACAUCAUGAAGGGGCUGAACAAGAUUGAGUCAGAGAUGGAUGUAGCAGACAGGUUGUUAUCAGAACUUGAAUCUCCAUCUUGGUGGCCUUUUGGUAGCAAACUGUUGAAGGGGCCACCGGAAGGAGCAAAGCCAAAGGAAGUCCCAGUAGUGUCUGACUCUGGAAACAAGGACGGGGUGAUCAUGCAGAUCCCUGUUAUUAUCACUGAACGAACAGACUCCAACGUCAAACCAGGCAAACUCACUCUCCUGGCUUCCGGACUUGAGAUCAGCGACUCCCAUUCCCAGCUCCUUCACCGGUUUGACAAGAAGGACGUUGAUGAUGUCAAAAUCCAUACGCCAUAUGAGAUCAGCGUCCGCCAGAGGUUCAUUGGCAAACCGGAUAUUAGCUAUCGGCUGUUGUCUGCAAAGAUGCCGGAAGCCAUCCCCAUCUUGGAAGUGCAGUUCAGCAAGAAAAUACAGUUCAUGGAGGAUGCUUUGGGGUUUCUCCGGGCAAGAAAGGGUCAGCAGGAAGAAGGUGGCACAUCCAUCUGGCAAGCAGCAACAGGACUAAUAGGAAGCAUGGUGCACGCUGGAUCCUCGCCGUCCUCCUCUCGGGGCGCAGGAGGCAGCCAGCAGGCCCAGGUGCAGAAGCAAGAGCAGGUUGUUUCGGAGGCUGAAGCUCAGGAAAUGCGACAGAUUCUCCGGCGGCUCAAGAGCCUGGCCUUUGAAACGGAGACGGAACUGGAGAAGCAGGACGAAGCCCUUGAUGCUAUCGCUUCCUCUGCAGACCGAGCCACCAUGAACAUCGACAAGCAGAACCGGAGGAUGAAGAAACUGACGUAGUUGCGUUGCGGAAGAUGGUGGCGUCAGGCCGUGAUUGUAGCUGGGGUCACAAGCCAUAAAUAUGGUCUCUCCCAUUGCUUGCAUCAGCUGAGGACAGUUGUGAGAGCAAGGAGAGCAUUCUAAACAAUGGAAAUUAUUAUUUCUUUAAGAGGCAUUUUUCUCAGUAAAGGGAAAGCUCUGUUCAAUGGCGAUGGAAGAAAGCUCAUCGCUGGUGCCGUUGAAUGUGGGAUGGUCACCUGACAUCCAGAGGAGUGGGGAAUGUGACGUUGCGCUUCUGUGGGGCAACUUUUCAUAAGAAUAGUGUGUCCUAUGAUGCAGAGAGCACUCUCUGAGGAUCUCUUCUGUAAUAGACCUGUUGUAGGAGUGAUUUAACUCUUAAUAACUUCAAUAACAUCUUUGUCCAUAGUGUCUUUGUCGAUUCAGCCAUGAAGUGAAUGAGUGGCAUGUUUUGGCCUUAAUAGUGUAUAAUCCAUAUAAAUAUGAAUAUGGGAAAAGCCAAGCAGGAUUGGACUCAAAUCCACCUGGUCUAGAAUUUUGCUUCCAAUGAGAACCAUUUGGAUGUUUCUAUGACAUCUUCUUUGUUUUUGGCUGUUUCAAACUGGCUCUGAACACAAGUGCUUUGUUUAGCAGAGUUUGGGAAAAAUACUCUUUUGUACUACAGCCCCCAACUUCCCUAGCCAGCAUGGUGGCUGGAAGGAUUAUAGAAGCUGCAAUCUGAAAUUAUCAUUAUUUCCAUGCUUUGUUAAUAACACUAUUGGGAGACCACCAUCUUCUGUUGGUCUUCACCCUCUUUUCUUGCCUUACGACUUGGCAGCAGUCACUUGUUGAUUUGGUUGGAAUGGGCUAUUAAUUCCUGUCAAUAACCUGGAAAUGGACAUUUUUUUCCGCCUUUUGAAAGUAGUUGUUUCAGAGACUUGAGCUGUGCUUCUUUGAAAGGCAGCUUUAUACACAAUCUUCUAACGUUGGGAUGAAGGCGGGAUAGGAAUUAAACAGGCAAACAGACUUCUUGAUCCUUGUGUGUUAAAUCAUAUUUUAUACAUACAUUGCCAAAAUAGUUAUUUAUAGGUGUUUAGGUGAGCACCUAGGAAUAAUAUUUUUUUGGAUUUUGUACAAAUUCUUCUAGUCUCUGGUGUUGCCCAUAGUGGUUCAGUACUAUUGUUCUGUAUGAAUAUGUGCAUGGCCCUAUGCAUCAUCAAAACCUUGGCUUCCUUUGAGUUUUCAGGGUUGAAUUGGUAGAUUUAGAACUAUUAGCUCUAGAAGCACUAGGCUUAAGGGAAAAAAUGGGAAGCAAAUUCUUACCAUCCUGACUUUUUCUAGGAUUCAGUCCAACAAUUCCUUUGGCAUGAACUUGGCUGAAGCUGGAAGUUGAACUAGUUUAGCUUCAGUUUCUUAGAAAUUGCAUAGAUCCACUGAUCUGUUUUGACUUAGAAUUAAUUUAAUGCAUUUUAUCUGCUGCUUGCAGUGGUAGAGCCAAUUGCAUGAGAGCUAGUUGCACAGUGAUAAAUUUGCAGAGCUUUUCUUUGUCUGGAAGGAGGGCAGCAAAACGGACUCCCAAGUUUGCCUUCCACAUUUUUCAUGAUGAUUUAAAUUUAUUCAAUAUUGUUUAAUGAAAGGGGGUUCUACAAUCAUGUAUCGCCAUGAGCCAUUUCAUGUAGUUUGCCUAUAGUUUUGUAUGAGUACUUGAUCAACUGGAAGUGAGCCUUGCCAAACACCAAGGGACAGAUGAAUAUGUUUAUAUCAGGCACGGGCAAACUUUGGCCCUCCAGGUGUUUGGACUUCAACUCCCACAAUUCCUAACAGCCGGGAGUUGAAGUUCAAAACACACUUUUGCCCUGUCAUAUAGGGUCUUUAUGAGACUGCCAUCAUUUAAUUUAGAGAAGGGAUUUUUAAAACUUCUUGAUAUACUUCGUAUGGGCAUAAGUUAUUCUAGUUGUACUAAUUUAGGUGUUCCAAUUGAGUGGCAAAUCCACUAAAAGUUAUUGGAAUUUGCCAGUUGCCAAUACAACAACCGUCGAACCAGGCAUCCUUUAAUAGUGGGUGACUUUUAGAUCCUAACUCAGACCUCAUGAUAAACCCAAGCCAUCCGACUAACUUGUAGCCCCUUCAGUUGUUUCAAGGCCCCUUCUGGUUUACUAAACUGGUGAAUCUCACUUAAGUCCUUUGUAAGCUCCGUCUGGCAUCUGUUGGCAAGUAUUUGAUACCCCUUGUCAGUUUUCUAUGUGUAGUAAUACAUGGGUAAGUUUUAUACACUUUCCAAGCCCUUCAUUGGUGUUUUGUAAGUUUUUAAGUCACCCUUUGUCUUAAUGCGGGGGAAAUCUAUGUUUACAGUAUUUAUUUAGCCAUUUCUGUAUUGAGACAUUGAUCUCCCAUUCUCUUUGCUUCCAUUCCUUCCCUUUGCGCAAACUGAAAAUGGGCAAAACAGCGUCAGAUACUACACUAUUGAUGUUUCUAUGCUUUGCUACACCUUUCAGCAAGGUGGAAAUGGGUUUGAAGGGUCUGAAAUCAGUGCCAAAUCUGGCAAUAUCUACAAAACAUUAUGUACUAAAGAUACAGAAAUAUUGGUCUCUUUCACUUUUGUAGCCUGGGACCGAAAUGAAUUGCAUUGGCAUUGUUGCCGCUCAAUGUGCAUAAGAUACUCAACACUGUGAAGGAGUUUUUUAUUGUUGCAGGAAAAAAAUGCAGACAAACAAAGAAAAAACUGACAUUCAUUAGUUGCACCAAUAUUCUGACAUCACACAAAAGUCAGGACUGGAUAGAAGUAUAUUUGGAAGCAAUUAAAGCUGAGACCUGCCUUGGGUGAUAAAUAAAUAAUUGAAUGCUAUUUCAAUUUCAGCUUUGCACAUUUGAACCCAGCAAUUCUUUGUUUAUUCUUGGCAUAAUUGCUCUAGUUUUGUCAAGUUGUUGUUGUUAUUGUUCCCCCAGUUUCCUCUCUUAAAAGAGACUCAAAGUGUCUAACAAAAUUAAAAACAAUACAAUAUUGUUGAGGACUGCAGGUGAACAGCAAUUGGGCUUUUAAAAAUUGUAUCAGAGGUGCCUUGAGAACAUACUGUAAGUCGCUUCUGGUGUGAGAGAAUUGGCCAUCCACAGCAGUGGUUCUCAACCUGUGGGUCCCCAGGUGUUUUGACCUACAACUUACAGAAAUCCUAGCCAGUUUACCAGCUGUUAGGAUUUCUGGGAGUUGAAGCUAAAACAUCUGGGGACCCACAGGCUGCAAACAACUGGUCUCCAGUGACGUUACUUGGGAUAUUCAGAUGUGUUACCAUCCUGCCGGGAGGCUUCUCUCAUGUCUCUGCAAGCUAGAGCUGACAGAUGAGAGCUCAUACCAUCUUGUGGAUUUGAACCUCCAAUCUUCAAGUCAGCAAUCCAACCUUCAAGUCAACAGUUCAGCCAGCACAAGGGUUUAACCCAUUGUGUCACCGUGGCUCCAUAAUUUUAAUUGGACUUGAAAUUGGCCAUUUUAAAACAUCAGUUUUAGUACUUCAGCAAAAUGUGGAAAAGCCAAGGGAAUGAGUACUUUUGUUGGCACUCUUAAUAACUAUCUUUUCCUCCUUUCUUUGCGGAAGGAAAAAUACUAAAUCAAAAUAGUUUUUUUCUUCACGGUCUCUGUGACUCACACACAAAUGGGUUUACUGUGCCUGAAAUAAAUAAUUGAAUGCUAUUUCAAUUUUCUUUAGUUUCUUUAUGGCUUUGGUCUUUGCUUUUAUGUUGUAGUUGUUGUAAAGAAAAGGAAAGAAGUGGAAAAUCCAGGAAAGAGUUUGCUCCUGUGUCUGUUUCCUCUAAAACCUAUUCUUCCCUGGCGCCUUUAGAAUGUGAAAGUAGGAUAAAAAUGCCAACAUUUUCAGAAUAGUAAGGGAAAUAUGUCAACAGACGUUUACAUGUAACUUCAAUAGUAAUGCAGGGCAGUUGUUCCUACUUGCCAAAUCCUAGGCCACUUGGUGAUGUUGUAGAAUAGAAGUUGCCCCAAAUGUUCCAUCUUACACAGAAGCAGUUACUGUGCACAGCACUUGCACUUUUAUUACCUUCUGCCUUUCCUUUACAUUGGUCUUAAUUUAUUUUAAUUUAUUUCGUUGUACUUUUUUGUUGCAAAUAUCUAUUGUUGCAAAUAUCUGUGUUGUUUUCCUUUUUUAAUAAUGCUUUCUGGCAUUAGUGAACUUCUGGCAUCCUUCAUCUGUGUGUUUCGUUUUGUGUCAGUUCACUUAAGUCAACUAUAUUGUUGGAUUUUCUUGCAAAAUUAAUUGGGAACAGGUUUGCCAUUUCCUCUUUCUUCUUAGGCUGAGAGAGUGUGACUUGCCCAAGAAUGAAUAAUUCAGCACUCAGUUCAUCUAUAACCAUAUUGAAGAAGGUGUGCCUUGAGUGAAAUUCAUACAGGAUUUGUCUUGCCGUCUUCAUGAAAGAGGAUAAUUCCAUGUUCUGCAAAAAGGAAAAAGGAUAGAGCUUAGAUAAAUUACUCCCCUAACUCGCCUUUAAAUAACAGUGCCAUCAUCUAUUUCUGGAUUUCUGGAGCUGAGAUUGAUGGUCUCCGGCAGCUUAUCUCUCAUCUUACACUUGAUGUAUCUGUUAGCAAUUAUCUGGGCUCUUCCAAUUUUACCGGGCUGUUUUCUCAGAUCCCUCCCAACCUGAAUGCUCUUUAUACUUAGUACUUUUUUUUUUGGAGAAUAUUUUGCAAAUUGCUUCCCUUUCCUCUAAAUCAUCAUCAUUAUCAUUUUAUUACUUACCUGUCUCUCCUCAUGGCUUGAGGUGAUGUACAGAAUAAUUAAAACACAUAAACAUUGUAUAGACUCCACAAAUACGCAUAUUAAAAUGUUUUCUAUAAAAGAUACAUAUUAAAACGUAUUUCUAUAAGAUACAUAUUAAAAUACACAAAACAGAGAUUGAACACAGGACACGAGUUUAAAAUUCAUGCUUAAAACUGGCUGGGUAGGCCUGCCAGAAGGUCUUUAGAUGGUAUUUAAAUUCCAGCACUUCAUUUAGCUGUGGGAGCUCUUCUGGCAGGUCGUUCUACAGUCUUGGGGCGGCGGAUGAAACGGGGGUCCUCUGCAUGACGGUGACUAGUUGAGUUCUAGCUGGUUGGAGACAAUGUAAAACCCAGACGACCUCAGUGUUUGGGGCGGAUUGAAUGGGAGAAGGCCAUCCUUUAGGUAACCUGGACCCAAACCAUGUAGGGUUUUAAAGGUUCAAACCAACACUUUAUACUUUGCCCGGAGACUAAUUGCUGCCACUGGACUGAUUUUAAGAUAGGUGUAAUAUGCUUACUUCUAGAUGUUCCCGUAACCAAUCUGGCUGCUGCAUUUUGAACCAACUGGAGUGUCCAAAGUUGGUACAAAGGUAGUCCAAUGUAAAGUGCAUUGCAGAAGUCCAACCUUACGGUUACUGGUGCAUGUGCUACCAUCUUAAGAUCCUCAAAAUCUAGGAAAGAGGCACAGCUAGCGGAUUAGCCAAAGUUGGGAGUAAGCACUACUGACCGUUGCAUCUCCCUGGGCUGAGAUGUCCAGGGACUGGGUGACACACCUCCAUCCCCAGAUGAGGACCCUUGAUUGCAAGCACCUCUGUUUUGUCUGGAUUCAGUUUCAAUUUGUUUUUCCUCAUCCAGCCCAUUACUUCCUCCAGUCAUUCAUUCAAAGGAGACACGCUAUUCUUAGCUGAAGGCAUGGAGAAAUAUAUUGCAUAUACUUCAUUCAAACCCACUUUUUCCAUGAAGCUAUCAGCACAGAAUAUAGCCUCCAUAUUCUACGCAGUGGAAGACUGAAUAUAUGUAAUUGAAAACACUAUUUUUCAGUGCCUGCAUUUCAUUGUCUUUUGACAAAUUUCUCAUAGGAACCGACCUAGUUCUACAUAAGCAAUACUGUACAGUAGAGUCUCACUUAUCCAAGACUCGCUUAUCCAAGGUUCUGGAUUAUCCAAUGCAUUUUUGUAGUCAAUGUUUUCAAUAUAUUGUGAUAUUUUGGUGCUAAAUUCGUAAAUGCAGUAAUUACAACAUAACAUUACUGUGUAUUGAAUUACCUUUUCUGUCAAAUUUGUUGUAUAAAAUGAUGUUUUGGUGCUUAAUUUGUAAAACCAUAACCUAAUUUGAUGUUUAAUAGGCUUUUCCUUAAUCCCUCCUUAUUAUCCAAGAUAUUCGCUUAUCCAACGUUCUGCCGGCCCAUUUAGCUUGGAUAAGCGAGACUCUACUGUAUAUACUUGUGUAUAAAGCAACUUCAUGUAUAAGUCAAGGGCAGGUUUGGAUGCCAAAAUUACAUGUAUUGCUUCAACUCAGAAUUUUGGGGCAACUCUUUUGUCUAGUAUAAUACUAUAUAUGGUAAUUUUUGACUGUGCACAUACUGAGUAAAAACAUAGUUGCCUGGGAUUAACAAUUUUCAGUCUCCAUCAUAAUGUUAAACUAGAAUGUUCAAUAUUUAAUGUGAUGUUGCAGAAGGGCAGAGAAGUGGUCAAAUACAUUGAGUGCAGGAUUCAAAUUCCUCAUGGUGCUGUCUGGAUUUUUUAAAAAAUGGAAGUUACCCUUAAAUGUCUAGUCCUUAUAGCUGGACAAAUAAAUUUUAAAGCUGGAAGGCUUAGUGAUGUUUCACAAGACAGAAGUCUAGUUACUUUGAAGUAGCCUUAAUUUCCUACGUAGUUUAUUACAUAAUCAUUAACAAAACCUUGGUGAAACAGAUGGGAAUUUGUUGAAUUGUAGAUGUGGCAUGAAUUUGCAGAAUGACUCCCUAGCCUUAGCAAAAAAUAUUGAAAUUUUGUGGAAUUCUGUUUUUCUUUCUUGGCACAAUGCUUGUCCCUAUGGUGGCAGAGAAUCCCAAGCAGGAAAACAUCUAAAGGAGAUAAUAGGGCCAUUUGUGCAUUGGUGUUUCUGCACACUUUUAGUUUCAUGCACCAAUGAGGGUUUGGGAAGGUGCAGAACAGGGAAAAAUACCCGAAAGGAUAAAAGAUGAUGGUGCCGACUGAUGGGGAACAAGUUCUCAACCUGGUUCUCAUUAUCAGGUCAAGACUAACUCUCGAUGGGAACCAUCUGGAGGGAUGUGGUUCUGAAAUGUCCCAGGAACGUAGACAAGGGAAUGAUAAUGCAGGGUGCAUUUUAAACCAAAUGGAAAGGAUGAUUCUGAUAGUCAAAAAGAGCCUGUUUCUGGGACUCUUGAUAUGAUAAAUCUCCCCCCCCCCCUUUGUCUCUCAGUGAAGUUUUCCUUCUAUUAGGGCCAGCUGAACUUGGAUAUUUCUUCCUUCUUGGAUGAUUUCUUCCUUCUUUCCCCACCUGUCUUGUGGCCAUGGAGAUCAUCCUAAGGAAGGCAGAGGAGACCAGACCUUGGUCAGUUUUUCCUCCUUCUCACUCAAGCAAUGGGUUUGGCUGCAGCUACAGACAGUGUGGUCCUCGUGGUCCCAUGGCGAAACCAGAAGUCUCGGAGAGAGUCUGGAGCGGACAAUUGGCAACCUGCGUAGGAGCCUGCUGGAGGAUUUACUGCCUGGCACUGGGUCUGCCUCCAAUGCGUAAUCUCCUACCAUCUUCAAAACCUCUUCCUUUCCACUGUGGGCUUCACAAUGCACUGCGGCUUUUCUCCCUCUUCCUCGCACUCGGGCCCUAAACUGCUCUCUCUGUCUCCCGCCAGCAAAGCCACCAAUAUUUAUAUCUCCUCUUCUCCAUUUCCCUUCUUGUUCUGGGAAACCACCAAAUAGUUUGGAGAGAUCCCAGCUCAAAGGACAGCCUUGGCUUGAUGAAGAUCCUCACUCCCAUCCCCAGAACCUCCUGUUACAAGGAAUGCAAGAAGACGGUCUCUUGACAAAACUAGAGGGAAGCCGACAGUCGAAGAAGACCAAAGGAAAGGAAGUUCUAGCCAACAAACCAAAGCCAACCUGCAGAAGGGUUAGAUCUGUUUCACUAGGAAAUGCCUUCCCUACUUUCUUAAGCUUUGCCUUUCUCCAAGAUGAACCCUCUUUUCAUGCCUCUCACUUUCCAGUUGAGAAAGCAAGAAGGUUGGAGAUACAUCUGAGAUGGAAGAUACAGAUUAAAUCCUAAUUAUCAGGGGAUCUGAAUUCUGAAAUACUCCAAAAAUCAUAAUGUUUUGCUGCUGAUGGACGGGAUUUGUAUUUGGGGAAAGGGGGCUAGUCACAUGCCCAGCACUACUAACAGUGACAUGGGGUAGGAAACUGGAAAUGGGCCAGGAAUGUGCAAAGUCCCCAUUGGCUUGUAUACAGCCCAGAGAGAAUGAGAAGGCAUCACAGAGAGAGGGGCAGAUGCUGAUGGCCGGAUUUUGUAUUUGGAGAAAGGGGGCUAGUCUCAUGUCUGGCACUCACUAACAGUGGCAUGGGGUGGGAAACUGGAAAUGGGCCAUUACUGUGGAUAUAGACAACCCAAUUGGCUUGUAUACAGCCCAGCGAGAAUGAGAAGGCAUCACAGAGAGAGGGACAGAUGCUGAUGGCCGGAUUUUAUAUUUGGGGAAAGGUGGCUAGUCUCAUGUCUGGCACUCACUAACAGUGGCAUGGGGUGGGAAACUGGAAAUAGGCCAUUAUUGUGGAUAGACAACCCAAUUGGCUUGUAUACAGCCCAGCGAGAAUGAGAAGGCAUCACAGAGAGAGGAGCAGAUGCUGCCAACAACCGGGUUUCGUAUUUGGGGGAAAGGGGGCUAGUCUCAAGUCCAGCACUCACUAACAGUGGCAUGGGGUGGGACUCUUGGAAAUGGGACAUGAGUGACCCCAUUGGCUUGUAUACAGCCCAGAGAGAAUGAGAAGGCAUCACAGAGAGAGGGGCAGAUGCUGAUGGCUGGAUUUUGUAUUUGGGGAAAGGGGGCUAGUCUCAUGUCUGGCACUCACUAACAGUGGCAUGGGGUGAGAAACUGGAAAUGGGUCAUUAUUGUGGAUAGACAACCCAAUUGGCUUGUAUGCAGCCCAGAGAGAAUGAGAAGGCAUCACAGAGAGAGAGGCAGAUGCUGCCGAUGGCUAGGUUUCGUAUUUGGGGAAAGGGGGCUAGUCUCAAGUCCAGCACUCACUAACAGUGGCAUGGGGUGGAACUCUUGGAAAUGGGACAUGAGUGACCCCCAUUGGCUUGUAUACAUCACAGAGAGAAUGAGAAGGCAUCACAGAGAGAGGAGCAGAAGAAGACCUAGAGAGGUACUGUCGAAAAGACACCCACAUCAGUACCUGCAUUGCAAUGGCAGAACGUCUGAUUGGAAAAGACUAAGCUCUACUUUUUCCUUCUUGUUGUUAAUGUACGAGACCCAGGGGCUUCCUGAUGACUUGGCAACUCGGUGCAGCGAUUUCGCGCACCAUUUUGCAGGCAAAGUUGCUCAGAUACGCCGUGAGUUGGACUCCAGCUUAACUGUAGUUCCAGUGGAGGUAACCGAGGUACCUGUCUGUUCGAUCUUAUGGGAUUCUUUCCGGCUUGUCCUUCCUGAUGACGUGGAGCGGAUUCUUGGGUCUGUGAGGGCGACCACUUGCGCUCUGGAUCCUUGUCCUUCUUGGAUGGUUAAGCUGGCCAAAGAUGGGUUGUUGGAUUGGUUUGUGGCUAUUAUAAAUGCCUCCUUGGGUCAGGGGUCAGUUCCAUCCUGCUUUAAGCAGGCAGUAGUAAAACCAUUACUAAAAAAGACCUCUUUAGACCCAUCUGUAUGUAGCAACUACAGACCAAUUUCCAACCUCCCAUUUUUGGGCAAGGUUCUGGAGCGGGUGGUUGCCACGCAGCUCCAGGAGUUCCUCGAUGACACUGAUUUUCUGGACCGCUCGCAGUCUGGCUUCAGGCCUGGGCACAGUACCGAGACGGCUUUGGUCGCCUUGGUGGAUGACCUCCGCAGGGAACUGGACAGGGGGAGUGUGACCCUGCUGGUUCUCUUGGACAUCUCAGCGGCUUUCGAUACCAUUGACCAUGGCAUCCUUCUGGGGAGGCUCUCUGGGAUGGGGCUCAGUGGCACGGUUCUGCUGUGGCUCCAGUCCUUCCUGGAGGGCCGUUCCCAGAUGGUGAAGCUGGGGGACACCUGCUCGGACCCCUGGCCUUUGACCUGUGGGCUCCCGCAAGGGUCUAUUCUAUCCCCAUGCUAUUUAACAUCUACAUGAAACCGCUGGGAGAGGUCAUCCGGAGUUUUGGAGGGCGUUGCCAUCUCUACGCAGAUGACACGCAAAUCCACUACUCGUUCCCAUCUGACUCCAAGGAAGCCCCUCGGAUGCUGAACCAGUGCCUGGCCGCUGUGGCGGACUGGAUGAGGAGGAACAAGCUGAGGAUCAAUCCUGACAAGACAGAGGCCCUCCUGGUCAGUCGCGCGUCGGAUCGAAGUAUUGGGUGGCAACCUGUGCUGGACGGGGUCGCACUCCCCCUGAAAUCACAGGUCCGCAGUUUGGGGGUCCUCCUGGACUCAGCGCUGACGCUUGAGGCGCAGGUGUCGGCGGUGGCCGGGAGGGCCUUCGCACAACUCAGGUUAAUUACGGGGGCGAGUUACAGGGAGAGAUCUACUCCCCUGUUCAAGGAGCUCCACUGGCUGCCUUUUAUUUUCCGGUCCCAAUUCAAGGUGUAUACCAUCACAUAUAAACGGUUUGGGACCCACCUACCUUCGUGACCGUAUCUCCUACCACAAGCCUACACGAUCCCUUCACUCAUCAGGGGAAGCUUUCCUGUCCCCACUCCCGAUAUCCCAGACCCGCCUUGUGGGAACAAGGGAGAGGGCCUUUUCUGCUGUGGCCCCCCGAUUGUGGAAUUCUCUGCCCGCGGAGAUUAGGCAAGCCCCCACACUAGCAGCCUUCAAGAAAGACUUGAAAACAUGGCUCUUUCGCUGCGCUUUUGGAGAGUAACCAUUUUAUAUUUCUUUUCCGUUGCUCCCCCUAAUAUCUAUCCUCCAGAAUACCCCACUCCCUUAUGACCCUGUUCGCUGUGGUUUUUAUUUUUAUGUCUUUCUCACCCCGAGUUUUAACUUAAUGUUCAUGUGGUCUGCCCUUGUUUUUAUUGUCUCUUUGUUUUAUUUUGUAAUGGAUAUUAUUUACUGUAUUGUUUAUUGUAUUGUGUUGUGCUGUUCUUUUAUAUGCUGUUUACAUUGUAUUGUUUUGGGCGUGGCCCCAUGUAAGCCGCCCCGAGUCCCCAUUGGGGAGAUGGUGGCGGGGUAUAAAUAAAGUUUUAUUAUUAUUAUUAUUA